Pelobates fuscus (common spadefoot toad) is the source of this 2630-nucleotide messenger RNA. It is a transcript of the gene HS3ST5, whose product is annotated as heparan sulfate-glucosamine 3-sulfotransferase 5. Bases 470 to 1507 code for a protein of 345 amino acids. Lineage: Eukaryota; Metazoa; Chordata; Amphibia; Anura; Pelobatidae. The record is from RefSeq and is a predicted model, not a curated record. Gene Ontology annotation, molecular function: [heparan sulfate]-glucosamine 3-sulfotransferase activity. The transcript has 4 exons.
UGGAGAGCUGCCUGUGUGCUAUAUUGCUAUCUGAGUGACGUGCCUGCGCUUCUGUGCGGGAGUGUACCCUGCACCUGGCUUCUGUCUCCCAGGGAUGUGCACAGAGCGAAUCCUGAGCCCUGGCUCCUGUGUGUGUGUCACAGCUCAGCAUUUCCACUCAGUCCUUCCUCGUGUACACUGAGAUCAGCAUCUUCAUAGGAUACAGCAGCUACUGCGGUAACAGCACCAGGCAUAUGCUGUAGCUCCACUCUGUGCUACUUAAAGGACUGCUGAUCUCAGAACAUCAUGUAUUCUCCUAUAAUAUGGAGCCUUGUGACAUCUUCAUAGGUGUACGGUACUUGGAGCUUGGCAUCUGCACACAAGUAUUAUCUGAUGGACAUCAUUUAUUAGCUUGGCCAGAUGUCUAAGGGUAUCUGGAUGUGCAGAAGAACACAAAGACUGAAGAAGUCCUGAAGAUUGAUGGAGGGCCAUGCAAUUCAAACAGCAGGCGUUGCUGAGACAGAAGCUCUUUGUACUAGGCAGCCUCGCUAUUGGAAGUCUCCUAUAUCUAGUUGCCAGAGUUGGGAGCUUGGAUAGAUUACCUCCCAUUUGUCCAAUUGAAGGUCGGUUUGGACCACACAACCAGGAUGGGAUCAAUCUCCGAGCUAUGCAGUUUAAGAGAGGACUACUACAUGAAUUUCGUAAAGGAAAUGCAACAAAAGAGCAAAUCCUCCUACACAACCUGGUGCAGCAGCUACCAAAGGCCAUUAUUAUAGGUGUAAGAAAAGGAGGCACAAGAGCCCUUCUAGAGAUGUUAAAUCUACAUCCUUCUGUGGUCAAGGCGUCCCAAGAAAUCCACUUUUUUGAUAAUGAUGAAAACUACGCAAGGGGCAUUGAAUGGUAUAGAAAAAAGAUGCCGUUUUCUCACCCACACCAAAUAACUAUUGAGAAAAGCCCUGCCUAUUUCAUCACGGACGAAGUCCCCGAACGAAUUUACAAAAUGAACUCAUCAAUAAAAUUAUUGAUAAUUGUUCGGGAACCUACCACGAGAGCUAUAUCUGACUACACUCAGGUGUUAGAGGGCAAAGAAAGAAAAAAUAAAACUUACUACAAGUUUGAAAAAAUGGCUAUGGAUCCUAACACAUGUGAAGUAAACACCAAGUACAAGGCAGUAAGGACCAGUAUCUACACCAAGCAUUUGGAGAGGUGGCUUAAAUAUUUCCCGAUAGAACAAUUUCACAUUGUUGACGGAGAUCGUCUAAUCACAGAACCACUGCCAGAACUGCAGCUUGUGGAAAAGUUCCUCAACCUUCCACCUAGGAUUAGUCAAUACAAUUUGUACUUUAACGCCACCCGAGGGUUUUACUGCCUGCGGUUUAACAUUGUCUUCAACAAGUGCCUGGCAGGAAGCAAGGGGCGCAUUCACCCAGAAGUUGAUCCUUCUGUUAUAACCAAAUUGCGCAAAUUCUUUCAUCCUUUCAAUCAAAAGUUUUACCAGAUCACUGGGAGGACAUUUAACUGGCCCUAAACUGCUAUUGUCUACAACACUGUGUGUUGCAUAAUGCUUUCAAGUAAAGUCUGUAAUAGGACAGGUAUGCACUUUUCAUGGGCACCUUGAUUAAUUCAUUCAAAAUACUUUUCAUUUAUGGAGUAUAUGUAUUAUAUGUACGCGACCAAAUAUUUGAAGGAAACUUUUCUUUCUAUUUAGAAUUAUUUGAACAGGCAAAAUACGUGGGACCCUUAGAUCAACAGCAUCAUAUUUAAAAAGUUACAGUGAUUGAACUUACUUAAUUUAGGCCAAAAUAGCUCAUUUUUAAAAACAAAAUUCCAAUGUGCCUGUGUCCAGCCAUAUUUUCUCAAAUUGUAAUGCAAGUAACUUUUACCUUUAACAGUGCAUAAACCCCUACAAUAAAUAACCAAUAUAUCACUCCUUAGUUUUAUUUGAAUCUGCUUUGUAAAUGUUUCAGAAAAUUAUAUGUGUACAAGUACAAUGAAAUAGGUUUCCUGUUAAUGUAACAUUUAACUGGUAUUAAAACACAAUUCCAAAACGUGUAACAAUGCUGGUCAUAAAAUCCCCUACAUAUCUACUAGCAAGAUAAAUAAAAUGGGAAAUGUUGAUUUUGGAAUGGUUCUGUCUCAUUUAUAAAUCUGCUAUUCCCUAUUAUGCAAAUGAUCUGAAUUUGCAUGCCAAGACAUACCAAGUCCCAAACAAUGAGUAUGCAAAUUAAUUAUUUUAAAUAUCAUGUGCCGUUCUGCUGCUGCAAUCAAUAAAAAUGUGUUAUGCUCUGUCACCUGUAGCGUGUAAACACAAAUAGGUAACAGGUGUCCUUUAGCAAAGAGAGUUACCAAAGGCACAAAGACAAUGGAACUUAGUAAAGUUAGAUUUGGAUAUAGUUUAUUUAUUGCAAAUUAGUUUUAAAAACUCACACAUCAUUUCUUUGCAUAUUCAAAAUUUCCGUUUUUGGCUUGUACAAUCUACAUAAAACCCAGGUUUAAAUGAUAUUACAUAGUAAAAUUAAUAAACAUUUCUGAAUGACAGAUAGGUGCGUAAUUAAUUUAUGUGCUCCAAAAUUCUCGCUGCUUAUGGCUCUCUUUGUCUUGACAUAAAUGGUUUAUUAGCCAAACGCCUAUUUUUUUUUCAAAAUUUAGUC